This is a messenger RNA of Photinus pyralis (common eastern firefly), 1913 nucleotides long. RefSeq lists its product as uncharacterized. Bases 513 to 1007 code for a protein of 164 amino acids. The transcript has 4 exons. Lineage: Eukaryota; Metazoa; Arthropoda; Insecta; Coleoptera; Lampyridae. The record is from RefSeq and is a predicted model, not a curated record.
ACCUAUAAUUAAAACUGUUAUCCUAUAUAGUUCCUUGAAACGAGAAGAGAUGCUUGCAAACACGGUGCUGCGACAAAUUCCAAGAGCGGCAGGAAAUACGUUAUCGUAUCUUACGAAAUGCGAUAUACCUACAGAUACCACGUCAAUAUGAGAUCUCACGGAUUAAAAAUCAUUUAUAAGUUCAUCUUCCAAGUAUAUUAAAGAAUAUUAUCAUUGUUAAACUGAGGUGUAGAAUGGUCUCUGCUGUCUUUGCUAUCUUCUGGGAAUCUUCAAGGUUGCAGGUGUUCCACGGGUAUCAUUUGCUAACACUAUAAUUUUGCAAACACCAUGGAAAUAUACGUUUCCUGCAAAAGCGUGCAAGUGUCAGGACAAUGGUUGAUAUGUGUGUGAGAACGUCCUUGAUGUUAUUUCAGAAUCCCUCUUUUGCUAACUCCAACAAAAACCUUCACAUAUAUACCUAGGGGUAGUCAUAGUCAUUUUGCAGCACAAGUGUUAAUCUGCACGUUAUCGUCAUGUCUUCAACCAAACGCGCCAACAACAAGUUGACUUUAAAGAAAAGUGCAACGAGUAAGAAGCCUUACAUAAAUGCCUGUGGGGGUGGUGGACGCUCAAUCUUAAAGAUCGCCUUAGAAAAACCUACAAAGUUAUCCGAUGGUGAUGUGAUCAACCUCCUCACGGAAGAUAAAGAAGGACAUCCGGAAAGAACAAUAGCUACCACCACCACCACCACCACAAAUGAACUGGAAGAUUUUCUAAAAGAAUAUGAGGGAAAUUUCAAUCAUGUUUACGCUCCUCCAAUUACAACGAUUCCUCCAUCUCACAUGAGACCACCGGUGAUAGAUCCCAGACAUGGCCAGCAACAACAACACCAACAACAGUUAAGACAGUCAGUAUCCAUCAGUACAAAUAUUGGAGCAUAUUAUAAUUCCUGCGCCGCUACCCCAGGCAAAUACUCAAACGCAGCCGUCAGAAAUGGUAGCUUUACAUCCACAAUCCGCGAUGGGUGACAUGCAUCAAUUUCCAAAUAAUCCAGCUCAACAACAACCAAAUUUACCACUACAGCUACCUGUAAAUAACGGCGGCAACAAUCACUUUCAGUAAGUUACUUUUAUUCUACAUAUAAUCUAUUUUUAAUAUUGUUUCUCUUAUUGUUACAGUGCCCCGUUGCCUAGGGGGGAAAAAGAUAUGCAAUUACUAAGAGAAUUUUAUGAACACGUCUCGCCGCCGUCUUCAGCAGCCAUCGACCAAGAAGAGGCGCCACCACCACCACCGCCGCCGCCAUCUCAUGAAUCGCCCAGAUGGCACGAGCCGUCCACACCCCAAGAGCUGGCGAUGUUAUCAAUGGGGUGUCUGGAGAAGAUGCUGACAAUUUUCCAGGCCAGACAAAGAAAUUCCCAACUCCAGACGGAGCGUUUAGAACGGGAAUUGGCUGCACCACGGCUUCAAGAUGAAAACCUGCAUCGAGACAUGAAGUUUAUUAUAAAUUACAUGCAAUUUUUAAAGAAUAGCUAAUUUUUCUUUUUAAAUUUAAUUUCACAUUUGUAAUAGUAGGUACUUCGGUAGGUACUUACGAGUAAUAAGUAAAACAUUAAUGUAAUGUAGCUAAUUUUACGUAGAAAAUACAUGGAUUAUUUAAUGCGAUUGUUGAUAUUAAUUAAUUUAGUUUACCUGCCACAAACAUUCACGGUAUAACUUUAAAUGCAAUAUUUACGUACCUACCUGAGUUCGAGUGAGAAUACUAAUCGAAUUAAUCAUUAUCACAAAGAAACACCAAAAUUAUUUUCCACAACACAUCGCGAAUCGGCGAAUAUCACUGUGCAAUGAAAUGAGUGCAUACGCAAGUCGACAUAAUGCGAGCUGAUAAUUUUCUAUUUUUACCAAAUGCGCGAUACCAAGCAGAACGUCUAUUCACG